Molecule: messenger RNA, 1517 nt
Organism: Austrofundulus limnaeus
Lineage: Eukaryota; Metazoa; Chordata; Actinopteri; Cyprinodontiformes; Rivulidae
Product: stress response protein nst1
Source: RefSeq, a predicted model, not a curated record
AUAAAUUUACAGUAAAUAUAGCGCUCCAUUUGAGGUCUCGUAUUUUGCAAUGAUAAAACGAGUAAAGAUAAAUCAGUUCAUUGGUAAAUACUGUAUUAAGGAAGUGAAUGUUUUAAGGCUAAUAUUACAUGCUGUAAGUUGUUACUAAUUUGAAUUGUUUGUUUCUGUAGRUCUUACGGUGUGUUCACCAAGGUUUCAAGCCUGUCCAACGUCGUAAUAAAAAGGCAAAGUGAACCAUCAGUUUGGGAGUAGACCAUUCAACCGGGGAUGCUACAGUAAGAGCUUGACCUGAGAAGUCCCAUCAAAGCUCCAAUCAAGGGUAUUCAAGGAACAGGUGGGAUUCCAUGGUCUACGGCGUGGCCCAUCCUGCCAACAUGGAAACAUCUGAUCAGCAAGAAGGCGAAGAGCACAAUGAAGCCUGUCAGGUCAGCAAGGAAGAUGAUCUUGCUCGCUCCAGUCGCUCACAGAAACCCACGGAAAAGAUGCAAAUAUAUCAGGAUGAGGAGGCCCAAAGAAAGGAAAAARGGUUCAGUCACAUUUAUGAACAGUGGAAAAAGGAAAUAUGUAAAGCACGUGAGCAACUUAAAGAAGAUAUAGCAGACAGUCAAAUUGCUGCACUCACAGACAAACUAGAGCAUGAAAAAGAAUGUGUCACUGAAUUGUAUAUACAGAUUAGACAUCACCUAACUCCCAGUAGUGACACAAGAAGACGUGUAGAUGCAUGUGAAGCUGUCACAAGAAACAUUGUCAAAAUAGCUUAUGAAAGACUAUCAGGCAUUGAUGAGUAUAACAGUGAAGCAGCAAAGGCACGUCUCCGUGAACUGCUCAAUAAAGACUACGCUCACUCCAUCUAUGGGUCUACAACCUCACCUUCAUGUAGACACUCAAAUAGUAGCAGCCAUUCAGCUCAUUCAGUUAAAUCAGUUGUCACUGCAAAAAGAGCAGAAGCRMSAGCUGAAUUGGCAGCAAAAGAAGUGGAGUAUGAAGCAUUAAUAGAAGAGGAGAAACAAAAGGAAAAAAUUCAGCAGRUAGAAGAAAAGCAAAGAAAGGAACUUGAAGCUCAAAGGCACGAGCUAGAAAGACUAAGAGUAGAAAAGGAAGUCAAGGCUGCACGAGCUAAGGUCAUGUCAUAUGAUCAAGAAAUAAUGAGUGAAGGCAGUGUUCACUCAAUGGAUGUCAAUAGAGCARCUCAGGAGUCCRCUCCAGAGUCAAAUCKACUGCAACAGCCUAAUGACAGCGCAAUGCCCAUUCUACCUCAGCAAACAGAUGUGUUUUACCUAGCACAAGCAGUUCAAGACAGCAUUGCAAUAAACCGCCUCCCACAGCCAGAACCUUCUAUGUUCUUAGGAGAUCCAAUUCAUUUUAUAGAACGGAAGGCUUCAUUUGUUGCACUGAUAGACGGAAAGAACAUUUCCUCUGCUGACAAACUACACUACCUGAAGAAAUAUGUAGGAGGUCCAGCUUGCAAAACACUUGAUGGUAUAUUCUACAGGAAUGAUGAUGAAGCCUACAAGGAC